This is a messenger RNA of Sphaeramia orbicularis (orbiculate cardinalfish), 3393 nucleotides long. RefSeq names its product intracisternal A particle-promoted polypeptide (gene klhl27). The coding region runs from base 99 to 1904 and encodes 601 amino acids. The transcript has 10 exons. Gene Ontology annotation, molecular function: actin binding. Lineage: Eukaryota; Metazoa; Chordata; Actinopteri; Kurtiformes; Apogonidae. The record is from RefSeq and is a predicted model, not a curated record.
AGAAACAUGGAUUGACAGUCUGCAGGGCAUCCACCAGUAAAACUUAUGGAGCAGUGGGUUUGACGUCUCCAUGGUAACACAGACUUGGCUCAGGUGCCAUGUCCUUAAGCUCUGCGUCGACGGCCGUGGGUUAUGGUGGUGGUGAUGCAGCGGCUGCCAUGGCAACCCCAGCGUCCGAUCAGGCUCUCCUGGCUUCGGACCGCUACGCUAGACUCAUCCUGGCUCAGAUGAACAAGAUGCGGCUGCGGACGGACUUCUGCGACGUGGGUCUGAGGGUCGGAGGCCGGGUCUUCAGGGUCCACCGGCUGGUCCUAGCUGCCAGCAGCCCGUAUUUCUCUGCCCUGUUCUCCGGGGGGAUGAGCGAGGCAGAGAAAGAGGAAGUGCAGAUCCUGGGAGUAGAGACUGAGGUCUUUGAGGUUCUGCUGGACUUCAUUUACACAGGAGUGAUCAGUGUGACUGUGGAAAAUGUCCAGGAGCUGAUGGUGGCAGCAGACAUGCUACAGCUGAAUGAAGUUGUUUCUAUCUGUGGAGAGUUUCUUAAAGGUCACAUGGACCCGUCCAACUGUGUGGGGAUUUUUCAGUUCCUGGAACAGAUCGCCUGCAUGGACAUGUUGGAAUUCACUGAGAACUAUAUCCAUGUUCACUUCCUGGAGGUGUGUGUUACUGAUGAGUUUAGGGGCCUGUUGAAAGAUCAGCUGGUGAGGCUGCUGAGGAGUGAAGAGCUGAGAAUAGAGGACGAGUACCAGGUUUUCACUGCAGCGAUGGACUGGGUUCUUCAAGAUGUGGCUAAGAGGAAAAAACACAUUGUCGAGGUGUUAGAACCGGUUCGCUUCCCUUUACUGUCCCCGCAAAGACUUUUCAAAUACAUAGAAGGCAUUAGUGACUUCAGCCUGCGGGUGGCGCUGCAGACUCUGCUGAAGGAAUACACUGAAGUCACAAAGUCUCCCAAAGAAAAUAAGAUCUACAGUCAGCUACAACCGGCCAAGAUGAGACCCAGAAGAAAAGCAAGGAAAUACCUCUACGCUAUAGGAGGCUACACUCGGCUGCAGGGCGGUCGAUGGAGUGACAGUCGGGCCUUGAGUUGUGUGGAACGCUUUGACACCUUUAACCAGUACUGGACGACCGUGUCCUCCCUCCACCAGGCCCGCAGUGGGUUGGGGGUUGCUGUACUGGAGGGAAUGAUCUACGUAGUGGGAGGGGAGAAAGACUCGAUGAUUUUCGACUGCACAGAGAGAUACGACCCCGUGACGAAGCAGUGGGCCGCUGUGGCAUCGUUGAACUUCCCUCGCUGUGGAGUCGGGGUUUGUCCCUGUCAUGGAGCUCUGUAUGCACUUGGUGGCUGGAUUGGCUCUGAGAUCGGGAAAACUAUGGAGCGUUACGACCCAGAGGAGAACAAGUGGGAGGUCAUCGGAAGCAUGGCGGUUCCUCGCUACUACUUCGGCUGCUGUGAACUACAAGGUUUCAUUUAUGUGAUCGGGGGGAUCAGUGAUGAGGGGAUGGAGCUGCGUUCAGCUGAGGUGUACGACCCCAUCUCCCGCAGAUGGAGCGCCUUACCCGUCAUGGUCACACGUCGAGCUUAUGUGGGCGUCGCCUGCCUCAAUAACUGCAUUUAUGCGGUGGGAGGAUGGAAUGAGGCAUUGGGAGCACUGGAGACAGUGGAGAAGUACUGUCCUGAAGAGGAGAAAUGGGUGGAAGUCGCCUCAAUGUCGACAGCUCGUGCAGGAGUGUCGGUGUCGGCGGUGAACGGGCUGCUUUACGCCGUCGGAGGCAGAGCUGGCAGCAGAGACUUCUCAGCACCAGUGACUGUGGACUCUGUGGAGAUCUACGACCCUCACCUGGACACCUGGACUGAAGUGGGCAACAUGAUCACAAGUCGCUGUGACGGCGGACUCGCUGUACUCUGAUACAGACGAGAGCCAGACUCAAACUGUGACCACGUUGGCACCAAAUCAUCCCCAAACUGGAAAAGCUGCACCUUAGGAGACACCGGAGUGUGUCUCUGUCUCCAGUUGUCUUUGACUUUAGCCUGUUUGUUAUUUAAAAAUAGAUUGGACGUGUGUUUUCUUUUCUAAGUGUCCACAGCAUUGAAUGAACAUUGCAUAUCUGAUGUGAAAAUAUCACCAGAUCUGCAACUGGAAACUGCCAAACCUGCUUCCACCUAAAUGUUCCAGUGAAUGACUCAUCAUCUCUCUAGUGAUUUUUGAUUCACUAAUUAACUGUCUUGUUUGUUGGAAUGAAAAGCAAUUCUUGUGAAGAGAGAGACUUUUUCACAGCAGAAGUUUUCUAUUUUUGAUGGACCAGAGAGCUUUUCUAAGGACUGUGAGAUUGUUCUUGGUAUUGAUGCGCAAAGCACUGCUUUUUUUUUUUUUUUUUUUUUUUUAGGUAAAAUUUCUUUUAAAAGACAUGUUUGAGGUGUGUGCAUUGCUACUUGGAAGAUUUUUCAAACCACUUGAGCCUAUUUAAUAAUGGAGACUUGAUGAGUGAAGGGAUUUUCUGUAGAUAAUUAUAAACUUGAACAGUACACAACUCGUUACUUCGCUGCACUUACCACUCAGUUUUCACUGGAGACAUUUUCAGUAUGAUACUGUAAAUACUAGUGCCUCUUAGGCUGCGUUCACUCUGUAGGUCUUAGUGCAUAUUUCAUAUUUAUUGCUUAAAUCUGACUUUCUUUUGCUAGGCUGCUCACAUUUUUUAAUGACAAAAAUCAGAUUCCAGUGUCAUCGUAGUCCUGAACUGACAAACAUAAACAAUGGAACAAUAAUAAACUUCAUACACAGCACAGGAGAUGAUAUAGAGAUGCACAUCGCCUCAUAGCAUAAUUGCCUAAGUCAUAUUUUUGGACAAAAUGUGAUAUCUGCAUAAAAUGGAGCAGCGGUGUUAGGAGAGUAAAAUUACGCUGAUUUCACAAUUUGGCAAAAAACAUGACUUACCAAAAACAUUUAGCCAAAAACGAGGCCAAUGAAAUGUUUCAUGGAUUCUGAUAUAACUGUCCAGACUGAGAUCACAUUGCAAAAAAAUCAGAUUCAGAGCACUUUUGCCUGCAGUGAACGCAGCCUUAGUCAUUACUUACACUUGAAUCCAAACAAGUAAAUAGUGUUGUGAUUAUUAACCAGUGACACUGAAACAACCUGAAUUUGCAUUCCAUUCACAUUUCAACCUUCACCACAGAAAUAAUAAAACACAGUAAUCAAAAAAACAGUCAUUCCUGUGUUUACAUUAUGUUACUUAUUAUCUUAUGUUUCCUGUGGAUACAGUUGAGUAUGUCAGCUAGCUGAGUGGAGCUGUUACACAUACAUAGUACUCCUUAUCAUGUACUUUUAUCCCUUUGAAAACAACACAAGGUUACAGCACUUGUGAGUGCUUCGCAGAGUUAAUAAAUUGCUCAUAAACCUG